Molecule: messenger RNA, 1710 nt
Organism: Lactuca virosa
Lineage: Eukaryota; Viridiplantae; Streptophyta; Magnoliopsida; Asterales; Asteraceae
Source: the annotation of a GenBank genome assembly
AAAAAAAGUUUUCUGAUUUUCUCCUAGAAAACGCACUGUUUUUAUGAAAAUUUAACAGUUACAUAAAUACGUAAGUAGUUACAAAUUUUUGUGGGCAAUUCAGAUUUGAUUUCUAGAACGGAACAAUGGGAAGUGUGGCCUAUAUCAUCAUUAACGAACCAGAAAAUAAGUAAAUCGCUCAACUCACUUCCUACUUCCGAAUAAUACAAUGGCUUUAUCUUCAUGUUUUUUAGCCAUACAAUUCAUACCUCUUCAGAACCCAGGUGUUCCUAUCGCCAAUCAAAGCAAUCGAAAGCUUCAUAGAACAGUCAAGUUUGACUCUUUGAAACCUAAGGCUACAGGAGACAAGGAAACGAAGCCAAAAGUAAAGAGUGUCAUAUGUACGGAUUGUGAUGGAAAUGGUGCUGUUCAAUGUUCACAAUGCAAAGGUGUUGGUAUUAACCCUGAAGAUUUCUUUAACGGGCAAUUUAAAGCUGGGGACUCAUGUUGGCUUUGUGGAGGCAGGAAAGAAAUGCUAUGCGGAGGUUGUAAUGGAGCCGGCUUUGUAGGCGGUUUCAUGAGCGGAUUUGAUCAUUAGAUUCAUCCGUAGGUAUACAAAAUGUUCCACCGUAACAUAAAUCAUGUAAAUAAGUCUUAUAUUUUAUAUUUAUUCUUCGAAUUUUAUGCGUUUAAAUCUUUAACGAGUACAAAGAGUUUAAAAACUAUGUAUGAACUCAUUCAUCUGACUUUGUAACAACUUAGUCUCCUCGGAAUCGGGCCGGAAAACGUGAAAAACAUGUUUUUCGUUUUUCGUCUCAAUAAGUUCAACUUUCACGCCUUUUCCCUUCAAAAAUUCGGCAUACUCCACUCCCCGUUCCUUCAAGAAAUCAAAUUCUGCCACAAAAACAAGAACGUCGGGAAACCGAUUCCAUUCCGACAUCGAGACCACCAUCUUUUUAAGGUUGCACCCGUCAUAGUCACGGUUCGAGCCCUUAGGCACGCUUAGGCUCCAAAACAUAUCGUUCGACUUCACAUCGUCAACUGACUCAACUUUCGUCUCUAACUCGGUUCGCUUCUCGCUGCCGAAGUACGGGUGAAUGGAGAGUAUUCCAGAAACCCUAACCGGACACUGCGUAUCCCGGAUCGCUCUAAUGGCUACUUGGUGAGCUAUGUUUCCUCCGGCACUGUCUCCCGAGAGGAAAACCCUAGAAAGAUCCACGUCUUGGAGCCAAGAAUCAAAAGGUUUUUGUUUGGAUAACCAAAUGAGGGAUGCGUAAGAGUCUUCGUAUGCAAUCGGGAGCCUGUUUUUUCCGGUGCGAGGCGGUAGUCGACGGAAAGAACGAUAGAUUUAGUGGUGGCGGAAAGGUCUCCUAGGAAGUGAUGGUAGCCUAGCCAUGUGGUGGAGCCGAUUGCAAAACCGCCGCCGUGGAAGUAUACAACGAUUGGUAGUGAUUGUGGCAUGAUGGCGGCGGUGGGGAUGAAAAGUCUUGCAGUUAUUGGUUUUGAUGGAUCUAUGGUUACAUCUUUGCACUUGUAGCCAUCGUACAAGUCAAGAGAGGCCAAAGAUGUUUCCGGUAUGAAACGCUCAAUGGUACCAUCGGAGUAGGCUUUAAUGAAAUCGGAGGCUCCUAUGAUGGUGGGUUCCAUGGUGGUGGUGGUGGUGGUGUUGAGGAAGUGAAGGGUUUUGAUAUAAAUAGAGCGGUGGUUACAAUUUAUGUGGAAAGGAGGUUG